Macrosiphum euphorbiae (potato aphid) is the source of this 1080-nucleotide messenger RNA. NCBI's taxonomy places the organism in Eukaryota, Metazoa, Arthropoda, Insecta, Hemiptera, Aphididae. The record is from the annotation of a GenBank genome assembly.
AUGGACAGAGUUAAAUUUAUUAUUUGUAUGGUAUUCGUCUUCAGUCUGGGGAAUUGCGAAGACAAGACUGUGAAGGCUCAAAACUUACAAGAAAAUAGAAAAUGUUUCACGCCAAAUGGUGACAACGGAAAUUGCAUUAACAUAAAAAGAUGCCCAACGCUGCUUCAUCUAUUAGAACAUCAGGGACACAAUUCUUCUAUUGCCACUUUUCUCAUAAAAUCUAAGUGUGGAGAUGAGGAUAAUUUCCCUUAUUACCCCAAGGUAUGCUGUUUGGAUGAUGUAAUUUUCAAAUUGCCAUCUCAAGAUACUUGUGGACGGAAUAAUGUUAGUCGCAAUCUAAUUGUCGGAGGAAGGUUAGCUGAAUUAGGUGAUUGGCCCUGGAUAGCAGCACUUGGGUAUCAAGUUCUUAGUGAGCCAAUGUCGGAAUACAAGUGGUUGUGUGGUGGUUCCUUGAUAUCAGAUAGAUACGUAUUAACAGCUGCUCACUGCACCAUUGGUUCUGGAAUGUACCGUUUGUCUGUUGUGCGUUUAGGUGAUUUGAACUUAGAUCCUAAUGUGGUUGAUGGAGCUGAACCAAUAGAUGUUGCAAUUUCUCGUGUCAUAAUACAUACCAGAUAUAACUCACGUACAAAUACCAAUGAUAUUGCAUUAUUAAAAUUAGGCAACAGUGUUGGAUUCAAUCAAUUUAUUCAACCUAUAUGUUUACCCAUCUUAUCGCAUCAUAGAGCCAAAUCGUUAACUAAACUUCAACUAUCUUUUGCCGGAUGGGGUUCCACAAUGUUAAAUCGAAGUUCUGAUGCUCUUAUAGAAGUUGAGUUACCAGUGUUAAGCAAUUCGGAAUGUAAAAAAAUAUAUGAGUCACAUAAAACUAAUAUCGAUGAUACACAAUUGUGUGCUGGAAUAAAAGGAAGAGACAGUUGUAUGGGAGAUUCUGGAGGUCCCUUAAUUUGGCCAAAAGGUUCUCAAUAUUAUUUAGUGGGAGUUAUGAAUUUCGGACAUUUAUCCUGCGGUACAGACAUUCCAGGUGUAUAUGCUAGGGUGACAUCAUUUCUCGAAUGGAUCGUAGAAAACAUGAAUUAG